UGUAGCGCUCAGAGCAGGAAGCACAGGGAGAAUUGAAGAGGGUUGUGAAUGGGGCUUGAUCGUGUUUUUCCCCCUGCAAUAAUUAAGGAUACAUACUUUGGCCGAUUCUGAUGAGCUGAGAAUCUUCAGAAGGAGAAACCAUAUCCCCACAUUCCAUUCUGGUGCAGACAUUCCAUUAAGAUGCCUGGCAGAGUUUCUUCUUCAUCAGCACUUUCGUGUAUAAGAGGCUGAUUGGUAAUUAGUACAGGAUGAGAAGAUGGAGCAACCACUUAUACCCCCACCAGGACCAGACAGCCUACGUCUCUUCACAAGAGAAUCUCUUGCUGACCUUGAAAAGCGAUUUGCAGAAGAAAAAGCUAAGAAGCCCCCAAAGGAUCGCAGAGAUGAUGAUGAUGAAAAUGGCCCCAAGCCAAAUUCGAACUUGGAAGCAGGCAAAAGUUUGCCUUUUAUAUAUGGAGACAUUCCAUCCGGAAUGGUAUCAGAACCAAUGGAAGACCUGGACCCAUAUUACAGUAAUAAAAGGACCUUUAUAGUAUUGAAUAGAGGGAAGGCAAUCUUCCGUUUCAGUGCCACAUCUGCCUUGUACAUUUUAACCCCUUUCAAUCCUAUUAGGAAAAUAUCUAUAAAGAUUUUGGUACAUUCAUUAUUCAGCAUGCUCAUUAUGUGCACUAUUUUAACCAAUUGUGUGUUCAUGACCAUGAGCAAUCCUCCAGAAUGGACAAAGAAUGUAGAAUAUACCUUCACUGGAAUUUAUACCUUUGAGUCUCUUGUAAAAAUCCUGGCCAGAGGUUUUUGCUUAGAAGGAUUCACUUUUCUGCGAGACCCUUGGAACUGGCUUGAUUUCAGUGUCAUAGUCAUGGCGUAUGUAACAGAAUUUGUAAACCUAGGCAAUGUUUCAGCUCUUCGAACUUUCAGAGUAUUGAGAGCUUUGAAAACUAUUUCUGUAAUUCCAGGACUGAAGACCAUUGUUGGGGCGCUAAUUCAAUCGGUUAAGAAGCUUUCGGAUGUCAUGAUUCUCACAGUAUUUUGUCUGAGUGUAUUUGCACUUAUAGGGCUGCAGCUGUUCAUGGGGCACUUGAGAAAUAAAUGUGUACGAUGGCCCCCUGACUAUGAAGCAAAUAUUACUUCCUAUUUUAACAGUAGUGUCGGCAUGAACGGUUCUUAUAUAAAUAUAACUCUAAAUCCGUUUGACAAAGAAGAGUACGUCCUGCAAGAAAAGAAUUUUUAUGUUUUACCUGGGCAGAGGGAUGCUCUUCUCUGUGGCAACAGCACAGAUGCCGGUCAAUGCCCGAAGGGAUAUGUCUGUUUGAAAACUGGACGAAAUCCUAACUAUGGUUACACAAGCUUCGACACAUUUAGCUGGGCUUUCUUGUCUCUCUUUCGUCUAAUGACUCAAGAUUAUUGGGAAAACCUUUACCAACUGACCCUGAGAGCUGCGGGCAAAACCUACAUGAUCUUUUUCGUUCUGGUGAUUUUCUUGGGCUCCUUCUAUUUGGUGAACUUGAUCCUGGCUGUGGUUGCUAUGGCAUAUGAGGAACAAAACCAGGCAACUUUAGAAGAAGCCGAGCAGAAAGAAGCCGAAUUUCAGCAGAUGAUGGAACAACUAAGAAGACAUCAGGAAGACAUCCAGCAUGCAGCAGCAGCAGCAGAAAACAUGGUGGGAUCCAAGGAGUUCAGUGGUGGAACUGGAUAUGGUGGUCUUUCUGAAAGCUCUUCAGAAGCAUCAAAGCUAAGCUCAAAGAGUGCCAAAGAGCGAAGAAACAGAAGAAAGAAAAGAAAGCAAAAGGAGCAGGGUGAUGGAGACGAAAAGUGCGAUGAUGAAAAAUUCCAUAAAUCAACAUCGGAAACUAGCAUAAAAAGGAAAGGCUUCCGGUUCUCAAUAGAAGGAAACCGACUCACGUAUGAAAAGAAAUAUUCCUCCCCACAUCAGUCUCUACUCAGCAUCCGAGACUCCCUAUUUUCUCCAAGACGUAACAGCAGAGCCAGUCUGUUUAGCUUCAGAGGACGUGGAAAGGAUGUCGGAUCAGAAAAUGACUUCGCAGAUGAUGAACACAGCACCUUUGAGGACAAUGAAAGCAGACGGGGUUCUUUGUUUGUUCCACACAGACACGGUGAACGACGGAACAGUAACAUUAGUCAAGCCAGUAAGGCAUCAAAGACGGUACCGAUACAUCCAGUGAAUGGGAAGAUGCACAGCACAGUGGAUUGCAAUGGAGUGGUCUCGCUGUUUGGUGGUCCAUCUGGUCCAACUUCGCCUGCUGGACUACUUCUGCCAGAGGUGAUAAUAGAUAAACCAGCUUCUGAUGACAAUGGAGCCAAUACAGAGAACGAGAUUAGACAAAGGAGACUGAGUUCAUAUCAUGUUUCUAUGGAUUUUCUGGAAGAUCCUAUUCUGAGACAAAGAGCUUUGAGUAUUGCUAGCAACCUAACAAACACAAUGGAAGAACUUGAAGAAUCGAGGGAGAAAUGCCCACCAUGCUGGAAUAAAUUUUCCAACACAUAUCUCAUAUGGGAGUGUUGCGAUUGUUGGUUAAGAAUGAAGCGUGUUCUCAACAUCAUCGUUAUGGAUCCAUUUGUUGAUCUUGCAAUUACCAUUUGCAUUGUGUUAAAUACACUGUUCAUGGCUAUGGAGCAUUACCCUAUAACACCGGAAUUUAAUGAUGUCCUCUAUGUUGGUAAUCUAGUUUUCACUGGCAUUUUUACAGCAGAGAUGGUAUUCAAGCUAAUUGCCUUAGAUCCAUAUUACUAUUUUCAAGUUGGCUGGAACAUAUUUGAUAGUAUAAUUGUCAGUCUAAGCUUGAUGGAACUUGGUCUUUCUGAUGUGGAAGGUUUAUCAGUGCUUAGAUCCUUCAGAUUGCUUCGUGUUUUCAAGUUGGCAAAAUCAUGGCCUACCCUCAACAUGUUGAUUAAGAUCAUCGGCAACUCUGUGGGAGCCUUGGGAAACUUGACCUUGGUGUUGGCAAUCAUUGUUUUCAUUUUUGCUGUGGUUGGAAUGCAGCUAUUUGGCAAAAGUUACAAGGAAUGUGUUUGUAAAAUUGCACCAGAUGAUUGUAAACUUCCGCGCUGGCAUAUGAAUGAUUUCUUUCAUUCCUUCUUGAUUGUGUUCCGAGUGCUCUGCGGAGAAUGGAUAGAGACCAUGUGGGACUGUAUGGAGGUUGCAGGACAAUCUAUGUGUCUGACUGUAUUUAUGAUGGUAAUGGUCAUUGGAAAUCUGGUGGUGUUAAAUCUGUUCCUGGCUUUACUACUCAGCUCAUUUAGUUCUGACAAUCUUACUGCUACGGACGAUGAUAAUGAAAUGAACAAUCUACAGAUCGCAGUGGCUAGAAUGCACAUUGGAAUAGCCUAUGUGAAGAAAAGUGCAAGGGAGUUUUUUGCAAAUGCCUUUGUCAAAAAGAAAAAAGCAUUGGAUGAAACCAAACCACUUGAAGACAUGCAGAAUCAAAAGGAGAGCUGCAUUUCCAAUCACACCACCGUUGAAAUAAGCAAAGACUUUGACUAUCUGAAAGAUGGAAAUGGAACAACAGCCACCAGUGGAAUAGGCAGCAGUGUUGAGAAGUAUAUCAUAGACGAGAGUGACUAUAUGUCUUUUAUACAUAACCCAAGCCUUACUGUAACUGUACCAAUUGCUGUUGGGGAAUCAGAUUUUGAGAAUCUUAACACAGAGGAAUUUAGCAGUGAGUCUGAUUUGGAAGAAAGCAAAGAGAAAUUAAACUUAUCCAGCUCAUCGGAAGGCAGUACCGUUGAUAUCAGACCAGCAGAAGAAGGAGAGGCUCCAGCAGUAGUGGAACAAGAGGAAAUUAUGGAACCGGAGGCUUGUUUUACCGAAGGCUGUAUAAGAAAGUUCCCCUGUUGUGACGUCAGUGUUCUAGAAGGAAAAGGAAAAGACUGGUGGAAUUUGAGGAAAACAUGUUUCAGGAUAGUUGAACAUAACUGGUUUGAGACAUUUAUUAUCUUCAUGAUUCUUCUUAGUAGUGGUGCUCUGGCAUUUGAAGACAUUUAUAUCGAACAAAGGAAAACAAUAAAGACAAUGUUGGAAUAUGCUGAUAAGGUCUUCACAUAUAUUUUUAUCCUGGAAAUGCUGCUUAAGUGGGUUGCCUAUGGAUUUCAAAAAUAUUUUACCAACGCCUGGUGCUGGUUGGAUUUCCUGAUUGUUGAUGUCUCUUUGGUUAGCUUAGUAGCUAAUGCCUUGGGAUACUCAGAAUUAGGGGCUAUAAAGUCCCUUAGGACACUGAGGGCAUUGAGACCACUGAGGGCCCUCUCACGGUUUGAAGGGAUGAGGGUGGUUGUGAAUGCCCUGAUAGGAGCCAUUCCAUCCAUCAUGAACGUCCUCCUGGUUUGCCUCAUAUUUUGGCUAAUUUUUAGCAUUAUGGGAGUAAAUAUGUUUGCUGGCAAAUAUGGCUAUUGUGUAAAUACCACCAGUGACGAGGUAUUUUUAGACACUAGAGUCAACAAUAGAAGUGAAUGUUUGCAGAUAAUAAAUGAAACGGGUGAUGCCAGGUGGAAAAUUGUCAAAGUGAACUUUGAUAAUGUUGGAUUUGGAUACCUUUCAUUGCUUCAAGUGGCAACAUUCAAAGGCUGGAUGGAUAUUAUGUAUGCUGCUGUGGACUCAAGAAAGCAAGAUGAACAGCCUAAAUACGAAGACAAUCUUUACAUGUAUCUUUACUUCGUUAUUUUCAUCAUCUUUGGAUCCUUUUUCACCCUAAACCUCUUUAUUGGUGUCAUCAUUGAUAACUUUAAUCAACAGAAGAAAAAGUUCGGAGGCCAAGACAUCUUCAUGACAGAGGAACAGAAAAAAUAUUACAAUGCAAUGAAGAAACUAGGAUCCAAAAAGCCACAAAAGCCUGUUCCAAGACCCUCGAACAAAUUCCAAGGUGCAGUCUUUGAUUUUGUGUCGCAACAACCAUUUGAUAUCACCAUUAUGGUUCUGAUCUGUUUAAACAUGGUAACAAUGAUGAUCGAAACAGAUGACCAGACAGACGACAUGGAGAACAACUUGUACUGGAUUAAUGCAGUUUUCAUUGUUCUUUUUACUGGGGAAUGUGUGCUCAAGCUAAUUUCUCUGCGUCAUUAUUACUUUACUAUGGGCUGGAACAUAUUUGAUUUUGUUGUUGUCAUCCUGUCUAUUGUAGGUAUGUUUCUAGCUGAUCUUAUUGAAAAAUACUUUGUGUCGCCUACCCUGUUCAGGGUUAUUCGAUUAGCAAGAAUUGGUCGUAUCCUGCGUCUCAUUAAGGGAGCGAAAGGAAUUCGCACUCUGCUGUUUGCAUUGAUGAUGUCACUUCCUGCAUUAUUCAAUAUCGGUUUACUGCUUUUCCUUGUGAUGUUCAUUUAUGCCAUCUUUGGGAUGUCCAACUUUGCCUAUGUCAAGAAAGAAGCAGGAAUUGAUGAUAUGUUUAACUUUGAAACUUUUGGCAACAGUAUGAUCUGUUUGUUUCAAAUUACGACAUCUGCUGGGUGGGAUGGCUUAUUGGCACCAAUUCUUAAUAGUGGGGCGCCAGACUGUGAUCCACUGGCUGAACAUCCAGGGAGCUCUGUAAAAGGGGAUUGUGGUAAUCCGUCCGUUGGGAUUUUCUUUUUUGUUAGUUAUAUCAUCAUAUCCUUCUUGGUUGUAGUAAACAUGUAUAUUGCUGUUAUUUUGGAAAACUUUAGUGUUGCUACUGAGGAAAGUGCAGAACCACUGGGAGAGGAUGACUUUGAGAUGUUCUAUGAGGUUUGGGAAAAGUUUGAUCCAAAUGCCUCUCAGUUUAUACAGUAUAGUAAAUUGACUGAUUUUGCAGAUGCCCUAGAUCCACCUCUUCGUAUACCAAAACCAAACAAUGUACAGCUUAUUGCUAUGGAUCUACCUAUGGUAAGUGGGGACAGAAUUCACUGCCUUGACAUCUUGUUUGCAUUUACAAAGCGAGUGUUGGGUGAAGGCGAUGAAAUGGACAAUUUACGCCAACCAAUGGAAGAGCGUUUUAUGGCCUCCAACCCAUCCAAAGUCUCCUACGAGCCAAUCACUUCCACUUUACGAAGGAAACAGGAGGAAUUAUCUGCCAUUAUUAUCCAACGCAGCUUCCGUAGUUAUCUUUUAAGGAAAACAAUAAAACAUGCUUCAUUUAUGUACAGUCAGGAGAAGAGCAAAGAAGGGGACAGUCUACUUAUGAGAAAAGAUGUGUUGAGUGAUCGACUAAAUGGAAACUCCACAACGGAGAAAGCAGACAUCACACCUUCAACAACAUCUCCUCCGUCCUAUGAUAGUGUUACAAAACCAGAUAAAGAAAAACAUGAAAAAGACAAAAUAGAGAAAGAAGACAGAGGCAAAGAUGUCAGGGAGCAUAAAAAAUAAUUUCUGUGGCAAUCUGUUUACAGCCUGUGAACAUUAUGUAUUUAUGUCAUCAGGACUCCUUUCAGAGAUUUAUGCCAAACUGACAGUUCUUAUAAAUAUGUACUUAUGGUCAGUGCCUACAAAUCAGACAGUGACCCCCUGUCAGGAAAUAAUUUAAUGACAUUCAGCGACCUUGACUGGAGGCUACUGUUUAAACCACUUCACUACUAUGGAGGCUUACAAUGCAUUGCAAGUCAAUGCUUUGUUGGUCCCUUCAGAAGUAAAGAGGUUUAUCUCCCAGCUGACACUGCUGAAGAGGAUAGUCAACUCGGCUACUCAAACUGUAUGAAAUGGGGACCAUUUUUGUGGGAUACAAAUCUGUACUUUUGUUUUUUUUUUGUGUGUGCGUGUUGAACACUUUAGUAAAAAUACUUGUAUCCACUGUUUGCAUUUCAACUGCCAUAUUUGCCAUAUGUUUACAAAUUAUACGUUUAUGGAUUCAUGGUUUUUUUGAAUUCAUAGGUUCUCUACUAUUAUAUGCGACUAUUUUUGUAAAUGGGUUUUAUGUUGGGAUGGGGCUGUUACAACUUCAAAGGUAUGAGGACCAGGUGUUCAAAAAUAUCUUUUUCUCUUUAACAUAUAUGAAUAAACCUGACUGCAUGAUAGCAUGCUAGACUCAUAGGUCAUGCAUGAAACGAAAAAAAAAAAAAAACAACAUAGAGCUACAGAAAAAAAAAUCCUGAUCAUUACUAUGUGACACUAAGUGUUGGGGUGCUUUAACUGUUCAUGCUGUGUCACAUCAACAAAAAUUAAAUAUGUGCCUGUAAUGUCCCGUAGUCCCACACCAGAGGACAGAUGGAUUCACUUUUUAUGCAAGUUUUGGCUAGUGCAAACAUAAUUUCAGUGCCUAGAACCUGGAAGGUCAACUUGUGACUCGUCAGCUGUUAUAAGAAUGGGCUGCCAGAGAAUACUUGUUUAAUAAAAAAAAAAAAUAGCUGAAGAGGCGCAGAUUGGCCGACUCUGGAAAAAAGGCACUACUCGUGUUUCAUUAUUAUGUGAAAUGAAUGUGUCGAAUAGCACAGGAUUUGACCAAAAAAAUAAAUAAAUAAGCUUUUGUUAGGCUUCAACCUUCAUUAUGUUUUGGCCAUCUUCAGCUGUCAGCAACGUUGACAAAAGCCAACGGAGAUAACUACAUCAUGGUAUGUAAAUAGUUAUUUUAACCUGUGGUGGAUGUUUGAGCAAAGAAAUAAUGACUUGGGCACAAUAUUUAUUGCAUCAAAUAUGUACCACAAUAUGUGUAGUUUGCAAGCUUUUGGAAAAUAGAAAAUAUUCUGUACCAAUAUAAAUAGUUUGGAAGUUAUCACAGAUGCAUGUUUAUAUUGCCUGGGCUGAAUAUAAUGUUUUUUUUUUUUUUUUUAAUUUAUGUUUUUUUUCCAGCAGUCGAUAUGGAAAGCCAUACUCCAAUGGUAAUGCAAGAUAAACUGUUCAACAAAACCUCAUUCAUUUGCCAUUAACCCCUUCACUGCUCUCCAACGUGCUGCAGGGCUCCACCCCUUGGCAGUGAACAGGUUAAUCUAAAGUUUGUAGCUGUUCAUUUUUUUUUUAUUAUUAUAUUUAUUUGUUUUUUUUUUCUCUUGUUUGUUUUAUUUCAUGUCAAUUCUGAUAAAUUUUGGAAUGCUUUAAACUGCUUUAAAGGAUACAGAGUUUUUAAAGAUGAUAUAAAUACUGUAAAUAUUCAUUUAAAUUUAUUUUUCAGCAUUUUGUACAUAGGAGAAGAGAUGAAAACUAACUUCAGGGUUAUUGUUGCGGUCACUUUUGUUACUACCCAUGCAUAGCACUAAUAAAUUGGAGACCUUUACGAAUAAAAGAUGAAGACGUGAAUUGUAAAUCUGCUAUUUUAUUAUAAUUAUUCUGUUUGUUUUUGUUUUUGCUUUUUGUUUUUGCUCACAUGCUGAAUGUGGAUAUGUGUUAAAAUAGGAUCACAGCUCACAUGUAUCAAGACACCUGUGGUAAUUAAACUAAUAAUUCAAAAAUACAAAAUUUGUGAGCACUGCCUGCAUCAGGGGUCAAACAUUUUCAAUGGCAGGGGCUUCUUUAGCAUUGCUGUUUCAGGGUGCACUGCAGCUGAAAGAGUUAAACAUCAUCAUUUUUAUUAUUGUUAUUCUUUGUUGUUAUUUUUUUUUCCCCAUAGUCUGAAUGCAUCAAUCAUCCAAUCCUUGUUGUUUCAUACUGCACUGGAAUGUUUUAGCUAAUAUGUGGGUAUCACAAGCCUCCGUUUUUCCAAAAAGGACCUGACUUUGCUAAUCACAUCAUGUUAGUUUAACUUCUGUUUUGCACACAUGCAGACGUUCGAUGUAGACUCCUUUGCUUUCCAAGACUAUUGCCUUGUAGUGUACUGUGAAUUGCAUGCAGGAAAAUGCUAUUACCUUAAAUUACAGCUGACUACAUUACAAACAAGCCAAAAGAAUAAAGAUUACAUUUUGUAUUGUAUUCAUUU
Molecule: messenger RNA, 8801 nt
Organism: Pelobates fuscus (common spadefoot toad)
Lineage: Eukaryota; Metazoa; Chordata; Amphibia; Anura; Pelobatidae
Product: sodium channel protein type 2 subunit alpha-like
Exons: 27
Coding region: 257-6325 (2022 amino acids)
Biological process (GO): membrane depolarization during action potential; sodium ion transmembrane transport; neuronal action potential
Cellular component (GO): axon; voltage-gated sodium channel complex; plasma membrane
Molecular function (GO): voltage-gated sodium channel activity; protein binding
Source: RefSeq, a predicted model, not a curated record